Messenger RNA from Ostreococcus lucimarinus CCE9901, 1044 nucleotides. RefSeq lists its product with no specific name. Lineage: Eukaryota; Viridiplantae; Chlorophyta; Mamiellophyceae; Mamiellales; Bathycoccaceae. The record is from RefSeq and is a predicted model, not a curated record. The transcript has a single exon. The annotation marks the transcript as partial. Gene Ontology annotation, molecular function: tRNA dimethylallyltransferase activity. Gene Ontology annotation, biological process: cytokinin biosynthetic process; tRNA modification.
ACGCGGCGCGCUAAGGUGCUCGUCGUCACGGGACCGACGGCGAUCGGGAAGAGCGCGGUCGCGAUCGCCAUGGCGCGCGCGCGACGAGAGCGACGAGACGCGCGCGAGGUUGAAAUCGUGUCGUGCGAUUCGGUGCAAAUAUAUCGCGGAUUAGACGUCGGGUCGGGGAAAGUGGGCGCGCGGGAGCUCGAAGCGUGCGCGCAUCACAUGCUGAGCGCGCUGGAUCCGCGCGCGAGAGAUGGGAGUGGAGAGUACGACGCGAACGCGUAUUACGACGAAGCCGUAAACGUGAUCGACGAUAUACAUCGACGAGGGCGCGAUGCGGUCGUCGUGGGCGGUGCGGGGAUGUAUUUGAAGUGGUUGACGGAUGGGAAACCUAGCGCGCCGGGGUCGACGCCAGAGACGCGAGAGGCGGCGGAACGCGCCGUGGGCGAGGCGAGAGCGCGGGGGGGGUGGCGCGAAGCCGUGGAGUUGUUGACGCGCGCGGGAGAUGCGGAGACGGGGAAGACGCUGAGCGAAAACGAUUGGUAUCGAUUGACGCGAGCGUACGAAAUCGUGCGCACGAGCGGGCAAAGCGUCAAGGCGUUCGCGCGCGAGAAUCCUGAGGCGCGGUUUGAUUUUAGAUGUUUCUUUUUAUCUUCGCCGCGCGUCGAGCUGUAUCGAAAAAUUGACGCUCGCGUGGAGGGUAUGUUUGUAGAUGGAAUCAUGGAUGAAGCCGCGUGGUUAUUGAAUGCUGGAAUCGCGCCGGGAGAAAACGUCCCGGCGCGGUCCAUCGGUUACCGGCAGGCGAUGGAGUACUUGGCAAAGGCUCGGGCGAAGGAGAUCAAAGUCGACGACGCGUCGUUAUUGGAGCUGGUGAAUGAGAUUCAGAUGCUCAAUCGCGCGUACGCGAAACGUCAAUUCACGUGGUUUCGCGGCGAAUCGCGCUACGCAUGGAUCAACGUCGACGACGAUCGCGACGCAGUCGCUCGACGAAUUUUGAGUGAGUUUGAUCGCGAUGAACAUCGAGCCGGGGGCGAGGAAAUCGGCGACUUGAGCAAGGAC